This is a messenger RNA of Fopius arisanus, 3420 nucleotides long. RefSeq names its product E3 ubiquitin-protein ligase Rnf220. Gene Ontology annotation, molecular function: metal ion binding; ubiquitin protein ligase activity. The record is from RefSeq and is a predicted model, not a curated record. NCBI's taxonomy places the organism in Eukaryota, Metazoa, Arthropoda, Insecta, Hymenoptera, Braconidae. Gene Ontology annotation, biological process: protein ubiquitination. The transcript has 9 exons. The coding region runs from base 823 to 2748 and encodes 641 amino acids.
CCAAUGCUACCCAUUCAGUCUGCACUCGCAUGUCCACGAGGUAGCUCACCGGCCCUGGCGCCUUCCUCUUGCCUACUUCAAACACUGGGUUAAAAUAUCACUUCCCCACUUCCACUUCCAUUCAUAUCUCACUCUAUCUCUCUCUCCAUCCAGCAGUCCCUCCCCAAUUGAUACACAACCAAGUCCACCCAUACACUCACGACACCUGGGUUCAGCAUUCUCCUCUUUCUCAGUUUGUCUCUCGACACCGAGGCACAACGGUUGUCAUCAGCUACUGAUAUAAACAUUUCGAUAAUCAUUGAGCUCACCCAUUUAAUGUAUACACAAUCAAGGGUUGAGGUUAGGUCUACUGUGUUCGCGGGAUUUAUCUUGGUAUUUAAAAAAUAUCACCAACCCCUUCAUGACUUGGCUCUAUUUAUUUGAAAAUUUAAAAUUCAUUGACGUGCUUUAUUCAACCUUUUUUCAUCAUAAUUGUUCAACAAUGUAUUUUUAUUAUUAGAUUAUUGUCUGAUAGGGGUUGUUUUUAAGAGGAAAAAAUUUGAAUUGUGUUGAUUGUUGUGCCGGUUUAAACGUGCGUGGUGAGAGUGCUCUACUCGCGUGACAGUCAAAGCAGGUUAGGUCCUUUUGUCGGUUGCGCGGGUAUUUCAAAAAAAGCCCAUUACAAUGACGAAUUGAUUUGUUCGAGUGAGGUGAAUCGAGGUACUUUGUACUUCGUUGAAUGAAGUAUAAAGUUGUGUUGACAGCGGCUCGAUAAUUGUCUCGAGUCAAUCAGUGAAGAUUGAUCUUCGGAUUGAUAGAGUGGAGGAGAGAAGAGCCAGAGCCAUGUGGAAGGACAGCGGUCCCACUAUGGAUAAUUCGACAUACGUGCCGAAUCACUUACCACCACCAUCCUUGGUCGUGUUUUCACAGGCCGGGGGUAUCCCCGACGCCUUGAGAAUGCAGCGACCCUUCAAUCCACAAGUGACGGAUUCGAAAGAUCUUCAUGUUCCAUUCAGCACAGCAGCAUCGCUCGGUUACGGUCUCCAUCACAUGCUACAUCUGCCACAUCAAUUUCUUCAUCCCCUUGAUCCACGUCUGCCAUUUGGUGCAUUCAGACCACUUGGUCCAUCGGCAUUUGCACCACCUAGCAAGUGUCUGAAAGUCGAGACCGGAAAUACAAGUGUCUCUUCGGGUCUCGCUAGUAUUAGUUCACUGUCAGGAAUGUCCAAUAUGUUUUCACCAUCAUUACCAUCGUCGGGUGGUGUUGGUGGUGGACUAUCAGCUCCUGGUCAGGAUACAGCACCCCAAAGUCCAGCGGGUUCAGCGAGUCGUUCGCCACUUGGCAAUGCACCUGGUUCAACUACUGCCUCAAAUCGUGGACCAAGUCCUGAUGAAGAGGAUCGUGAUGCUAAUGCAACACCCGGAUCCGAAAACACCGAGCGGUCAACGCCCGAGGAAGGACGACCCUACAGACUGGGUCCUAUGUUCGGGGGGCGAUGCGGCGCAGAGGCGCUCGGUCUGGGCCUUGGGCUGUCACUGGGCCCGGCCUACAGGUUCGCUCUGCCCCCGGGACUUGCUGCCAAGACCACCCGCUGCCUUGUUUUCGACCAAGGUAAGAAAAAAUUUCCAGCUGAUCCAUCCUGCUGUCCUGUCUGCAGCGUUACGGUGAGGCCACAGGAGUUGGAACAGCAUUUUGCUCAAGAGCUGGAUCGAUUGUACAAAGUAUCCGCGAAUAACUCGAGACCGAGACCGAGAUCGAUACUUCCAGUUGUCCAGGAUCAUCCGCAUGGACAAAUGCUUCACACACCCUCGACAGCUGAUGGCACGCCGCAGGGAAGGUGGGAGACAUAUAAAAGAAUUCGAGCAAAUCGUCAAGCGAGAAUUCGAGUGAAGAAUCGAAAAAGAAAAGCAGACGAGCCGGCCUGUCCUGUCUGCAACGAGCGUCUUUCCGGUACCCCAGAAGAGUUAACACAGCACGUCGAGAGAUGUCUGAAUAAGCACAACAGUGGUAACGGCUCCAACGUCACCCUGGACGACGAAGAGGUAGACGUUGAGGGUGAUGCCGAGACUUUUGAGGAGUACGAGUGGGCCGGGCAAAAAAGAAUUCGUGCAACGUCAAUGUUGGUGGGAGGAUUUUCCGCUGCAGGACUGGCAACAUCGUCGAGAAGUGGCAAUGGUGCGGGCAAUCCUGGACGACCAGAGGAGGAAGAGGAUCUGAUUGUCGAUGGCGAUGAGACAGCGCAAUUUGGUCCAGCUCAGUACUCAGAAGCGGAUGUGAUAGCACCGAGGGGUGAGGGAACACCUAGGGAGCAGAAAGAGAGGGAUGCACUCAGGGAAGCUGUUAUAUCACCCAAUGCACCACUGACCCCUCAUACACCACCUGAUCAACCCCACGGUGCACAAGUCGAGGUGAAACCCGAACCUGGCACCAUUAUUGGACACAAUAAUCCAUUCUCACCCUCGUCUACACCAUCGAGGCAGAAGUCUGAAGGAGAUGAGGGAGCUCCCACGACACCUGGACAGGAGGGCACUGAUACACCGGUUGUUGAUGCUUUGAGGAGUAGAAUCCGAGAGCUCGAGAAUGAAAUGAGGGGACAGCCCUUCAAGUGUCUCAUCUGUAUGGAGCAGUACAAAAAACCAGUGACAUCGGUGUGCUGUUGGCACGUGCACUGCGAGCAAUGUUGGUUGCAUACACUGGGAGCAAAAAAACUCUGCCCCCAGUGUAACAUGAUCACAUCACCAGCGGAUUUGAGGAGAAUUUAUAUGUGAGCUUCAACCUGGUCGACUGAGCCCAUCGACUUAUCACUCACUAAAUCACAAACAACCCUUGUACAUUUGUAUAUUUCUUAAAUUAACUAAUUUCACCUUCCCCCACCCUUACUCCCUUCCUCCCUCCCUCCCCUCCUCCAACCUCACCACCCUUGUUGCGUAUACCUAGUACUUAGUAAAUUAACGAUUUUUAGAAAUGAUAACGAACGACGAAUCUGAAAAAUAAAAUAUAACAAUAGUUGUAUUGUCAUCAAUGCCAAUUGCCCUGUCAAAUCGAAUUGUCAUCCAAUAACAAAUAAUAAUUACCAUUCACCUCACGAUAAAACCCUAAAUGCACUUUGAUAUAAAAGGACACGAAUUUAUUGUCAAUAUGAGAAAAAAAUAUGGUAAUACAUGAGGAAAGUAAAGGGCCGAGAGACUUAGAUAGACGAAAUUACCAUCUCAGCUGGCAACGCGGUGUAAAUCCGUCCGAUGAUGAGAUAUGUGAGAUAUUAAAUUUCUGCUGAGCUGAAGAGGUGUGUAAGUGAUGAAUUUCAAAUAAAUGAAAUUGACAGCAUUAAAUAAUUGUAAAUACACGUGCGGGUGCGCGUUAAGAGGAAAACGAGAAUGAGGAGCAAGAUGAGGUGAAAAAAUAUCCUGAAGAUGUUCUGUAUCCGAAAAUAAAGAGACCAU